AUGCUCGUCACCAAGGUAGCUUCCCUCCUCGCCCUCGCGGCCUGCGCCGUGGCCGCCCGCAGCAGCAAGCAAACCAUGUCGGACAUCGACAACAUCUCGAACAACGUGGACCGGUUGAACGGGGCCCUGAAGGACUACAACGGCGGCAUGGUCCAGGCGCUCCCCGUUGCCUACGCCUUGCGCGACACGACCAACAGCGUCAGCGAUGCCCGCGCUCACGUGGAGGGCAACGAGCCCUUCGCCGACGAGGAUGCCGAGGCGACUCGCAAGGCCUGGGAGCAGCUAGAGCCAUCCAUCGUGGAGACCGCUCGUCUGGGUGCUGAGAAGGCCCCUCAAUUCAAGAAGGCUGGAGCUGGUGGCGUAGCUAGCAAGAUGUUGGGCGAGCUUGACGAGGAGCGAAGGGGCUUGACCAGCGACAUGCAGCGGAUGUCUGAGUCGGAGUACCAGAACUUCCAGCCGCAUAACGAGCGGAUCAACGGGGCGUUUGACGACCUGAUGAACACCUACAACAACUAG
This is a messenger RNA of Aspergillus melleus, 516 nucleotides long. RefSeq names its product cell wall mannoprotein 1 family protein. The transcript is spliced from 2 exons. The record is from RefSeq and is a predicted model, not a curated record. The coding region runs from base 1 to 516 and encodes 171 amino acids. Lineage: Eukaryota; Fungi; Ascomycota; Eurotiomycetes; Eurotiales; Aspergillaceae. Gene Ontology annotation, cellular component: extracellular region.